GCGUCCCUUGUCCCCGGGCGUCGCGAAGUUCUACAUGAAAACCGCUUCAGAUUUUUCCCUUUUUUGAAGAUGUCGAGUCGAGAGCACAAUGACAACGUUAAGAGGAUUAAGCUCAAUGUUCCGAUGUUACCUAGCACUGCCUAGAGCUGCUGUUUGUCAGAGCAGGUCAUGGCCGAGAAAUGUAUUUACAGGGAUUUGCGACAAGUAUAGGGAAGGCAUACUUUUUGGCAUGGGCAACCCCCUGCUGGACAUCUGCGUCAACAGCAACGAGGACUUCCUAAAGAAAUACGACUUGGAGGCCAACAAUGCGAUCCUGGCUGAGGACAAGCACAUUCCCAUGUACAAAGAGAUGGCAGAGAUGGAAGGUGUGGAGUACAUUGCCGGAGGAGCCACACAGAACUCCAUGAGAGUAGCACAGUGGAUCCUCAGAGAACCGAAGUGCGCCACCUUCAUGGGAUCCAUCGGCAAAGACGAGUGCAAGACGUUAGCGAAAAAGGCCGAGGAAGCGGGCGUUGUUGUGCGUUACCAGAAGCAGGACGACCAUUCCACAGGUACAUGUGCUGUAAUUGUGACAAAGAGUGGAACAUGCAGGUCACUUGUAGCCAAUCUUGCUGCCGCCAAUCACUUCACCAAGUCCCACCUGGAAAUUGCCGAGAACAAAGCCCUUAUGGAGAAGGCCAACUUCUACUAUAUCUCAGGAUUCUUCCUCACUGUGUCUCCCGAGUCAAUCCUGAUGGUGGCGAACACGCGAGAGAACAACAAGGUGUUUUGUAUGAACCUGUCAGCCCCAUUCCUGCAGUUCUUCAAGGACCUGAUGAAGGCCUUCCCAUACAUUGACAUCCUCUUUGGAAAUGAGACAGAAGCUGCCAAGUUUGCAGAGAUCCACGAAUUUGGUACAACAGAUGUAAAAGACAUAGCCCUUAAGACAGCUGCCUUGCCCAAGAAGAACUCCAAGAGAGAACGUAUUGUUGUGUUCACUCAAGGAGCAGAGGACAUUAUCGUAGCAAGAGGUGGCAAGAUCACACAAUUCCCUGUAGUCAGACUCCCCACUGAGAAGCUCAUCGACACAAAUGGUGCUGGUGAUGCUUUUGUCGGAGGCUUCAUAUCCCAGCUAGUCCAGGGGAAGCCUGUAGAGUCUUGCAUAAAGUGCGGCAUAUGGGCAGCCACCGAGAUCAUUCAGAGAUCCGGAUGCAGUUUUCCAGCAGAUCUCCACUAUACUGAAUAAAAUGUCUGUUCUUUGGCUUAGAUUUUUUUCUAUCUUUUUUUUUUUUGGUAAAUAUCUAGAGGCCAAUAAACCCUUAGGACUCUGAUAGAUAAAUAUAGAAAAUACUUUCUUAAAAUGAGGGCAUUUAUGUUAUUUGUAAAUGCUACUUGUGUUUUUAUUGUUCCUUUCAAGGCAAAGUUUUGAAAGUCUUUUAUAAAUGAAAGAUCGUACUUGUUAUUUGUUAAACAAAGGUCUUUUUAUAAACUUCAGACGAUGAAA
Molecule: messenger RNA, 1483 nt
Organism: Penaeus vannamei (Pacific white shrimp)
Lineage: Eukaryota; Metazoa; Arthropoda; Malacostraca; Decapoda; Penaeidae
Source: RefSeq, a predicted model, not a curated record